GGUGCGGAGCGGGCGCCGCGGGGGCAGCUCCCCUCGGGGCGGGCUGGGGCGCCCCCGCCGCGCCGGCAAGAGGGGCUGCGCCCUCUGAUGGGCCCGGGCGAUGGGAGGCAGCGCGGCGGGGCGGGGUGACCGCCGCGGCUCUAAUAAGGCCGGGGCUGGCGCUGGCCGAGGGCUGUUCGCCUCGGUGCCCCCGCCAGCCCCCGAGCAUGCAGUGCUUCCCCAGCCUGGUGCUGGCGCUCAGCUCGCUGCUGGGCGCCCUGGCGCUGCUGCAGCUCUCGCUCUACCUCCGGGUACCGUCCCGCUACGGGAAGCACGAGGAGCGGCUGUGCCGGCCGCGGGGCCGGGUACCGGCGCGCUGCGCUUGGUUCCUGCAGGAGCUGCCCUCCUUCCUGGUACCCGCGCUGCUGCUGGCGCUGCGCAGCCCGCCCCGCCUCGAGCCGCUCGGCUGCCGCCUCCUGUGCUGCCUCUUCUGCUGGCACUACUUCUACAGGACAUUUAUUUACCCCUUCUUCACUAGAGGCAGACCUUUCCCACUGCAAUUGCUUUUCUUUGGCACGUUAUUCUGUAUCUAUAAUGGCUUCCUCCAGGGGUACUACCUGAUUUACUGCGCUGAAUAUCCAAAUGACUGGUGCACUGACAUCAGAUUUACAUCAGGCCUCCUCUUAUUUUUGCUGGGAAUGGGAAUCAACAUUCACAGUGAUCUCCUGCUGCGCCAGCUGAGGAAACCCGGGGAAGUCACUUACAAGAUUCCUCAAGGGGGACUGUUCACCUAUGUUUCUGGAGCCAACUACUUCGGAGAAAUUGUGGAGUGGUUUGGUUUUGCCAUAGCAACCUGGUCCUUACCAGCCUUUGCCUUUGCCUUUUUUACUCUUUGCUGCAUCGGGCCACGUGCUUAUCACCAUCACAGGUACUAUCUCAAGACAUUUACGGACUAUCCAAAAUCAAGGAAAGCCUUGAUUCCCUUUGUUUUUUAAUGAUGAAAAUAUGGACUCUGUGUUCUGUUUUUAUAGGGCUUUUUUCAAUUCCUAGUUUUAAUGUUAGGUCUGAUUAUAAUUAAUUGUACAAAUGAUAACCUGGGUUUGUAACAGACAAUAAGGUAAUUUGGAACUGAAGUUUACGUUUUCAGUUACAGGGGAAAUUGCAAAUAGUUGUGGGCAAAGGGACUCCCCAAACAACAUGUUUGUUUUCAGUGGAGUUCUGCCUACAGAAAAUGGAUAUAUAACUGCACUGACAUCAGACAAAAAGCA
Messenger RNA from Pezoporus occidentalis (night parrot), 1247 nucleotides. RefSeq names its product steroid 5 alpha-reductase 2 (gene SRD5A2). The record is from RefSeq and is a predicted model, not a curated record. Bases 207 to 974 code for a protein of 255 amino acids. Lineage: Eukaryota; Metazoa; Chordata; Aves; Psittaciformes; Psittacidae. The transcript has 5 exons. Gene Ontology annotation, cellular component: membrane. Gene Ontology annotation, molecular function: 3-oxo-5-alpha-steroid 4-dehydrogenase activity. Gene Ontology annotation, biological process: steroid metabolic process.